Entelurus aequoreus (snake pipefish) is the source of this 3432-nucleotide messenger RNA. RefSeq lists its product as uncharacterized. Bases 1084 to 3432 code for a protein of 782 amino acids. The transcript has 2 exons. NCBI's taxonomy places the organism in Eukaryota, Metazoa, Chordata, Actinopteri, Syngnathiformes, Syngnathidae. The record is from RefSeq and is a predicted model, not a curated record.
AUGGUUGUGAAUUCAUGUUACAUUUUUUGUAAAUAAGACACAUUUUGUUUACUAUAAAAAGGGCAAUUUAUUUCCUAUGUUACACCGCUAUUCUCGCGAGGUUUGGUUUACUAUUAGAGACUGCGAGACCUGCAUUCGCCCAGACUUGAAAAAGACUUUGAGCGAGCCAUCAGCAGCAGCAAGAACAUUUCGCUAGCUGAACAAGGUAUUUUGUUAUAUUGUGUCGAAUUGUUCUUUAUAUUUAUUAAGUACAUUGGUUUAAUUAUUGUACGCUUAUUUAGUAUGCACAAGACUGAAGUAUUUGCUGCCCAAGAACCUCCGAAGUGGCAGGCGGCCACGAGUUUUCACGGCAUAAACCCAAGUAAAGAGCCCGUCUUUAAGAAGCCUUGCCAGUGUUGUCAUUCCGCAGCCACAGUGAAAACUCAACCAGCCCAGCGCCGGUGAGACACGUAAAGACGACAGCAGGUGCAGUGGGUGACGGUACCGUGGUGCGACACCAGAGGGCGCCAUUACCAAGCUCAUCACACACAAGCAACUAAGCAGUGCAUCUACAGUAAAAGGUUAUAAGAAUGAGUAAAGUGGAAAUUAAGAAAGGACAGUGCUAAUAGAAAAACAAGUGGUUUAAGUCAAGUUUAAAAGGUCCACUAUAAGUUUCUACAGCAUAUUUGUCAAAAGUUACUUAAUUUUUACUGUACCUUAUUACCUCAAAGUGAUGCAUUGUUGUUGAAUUAAGAUUUUUGUGCAUUUUGCUUAAGGUCAAAACAGCAUUUUAAGUUUCUAAAAGGAUAUUUAUAAGUUAAAGUCCAACUAAGCGUAUUUGAAGAAGUAUUUUUGGAAUUUAAACAGUGUGUUAACCAAACGCUAAAUAUGACUGACAAAGAUAGAGAAGAGUUACCACUUAACGAAGUUGCAGAACAUGAUGAAGUGUAAGCUACAGAACAACAAACUGUUCGUAAAAGUGAAAGAGUAAGAACAUUAACCGAAAAGGGUAAAGAGCUUCAAGAGGAGAAACUAAAGAGACUCCAACACAAAUAUGCAAUUGUUUUUGAAAAAUGGAGAUAUGAAGCAAGAUUGAGCAGAGUAAUGCUGAGAAAGGAAGCUUCAGAAAGUGAAUUAAAGGAGUUAAUCAAUAACGUAAACAUCACUUGUAAAGAUGUGCAAGUCGUUUAUGACCAGAUACGUCAAAUACAAUCUCCUGAAGCAGACAUUAGACGUAAAGUUGAUGCAUGCACGUCACUCUCCGGAUUUAUAGUCAACAGAGCUGAGAAAUGGCUUGCAGGAGACAUUGAGGAUGACGAAGAAUCGUGGCUAGAUGUCGGAUCAUGCUUAGGAUCUGAAAGUUCUAAAUCAAGGUCAAAAUCACGAAGGUCCAAAAGUAGUUCAGGACAAUCCUGCUCACAAAUAAUAAAAAGAAUGGAAGCUGAAGCUGAAGCAGCUGCAUCUCAAGAAAUACUAGCAGUAAUGGACGAGCAGGAAAGGGAAACAGCUGAACGGCAAAAAUUGGAACUUGAGAACUUUGCAAGGCAACAAGCAAUGGAAGAGCAGCGUAGAAAGAUCGACCGCUUGGAAGAAGUUAAGAAAAUGAAUGCUGCCAAAGCUCGCGUAAAGGUUUACGAUGAAGUUGAAAGUACUGCUGAAAGUCGAAGUUUGUUACACAGUAUUAAAGCCGCGAGUGAAACCCAAGCAAUCCCUAUCACACCAAGCACUCCCUUUCAAGCUAUAAACACAACCCAAGUAUUUCAUGCUACAAGCCAUGCGUUUGCUCCACACAGUCAAAAAACUCCUAUCAUACAAGCAAAGGCCACAAGUCAAACACUCAAAGCAUCAAGUCCACCAUUCAUCCCUCAAGCCACACAAGUUCAAACGGUUGUAACGCAACCCCAGGCAAAUUCUGAUCUAGUUGGCAUACUAGCAGAAGCAAUAAGUGCAAAUCGACUUCCAACUCCAGAACCUGCAUUGUUCACUGGAGACCCACUAAAGUUCAAAGACUGGCAGUUGUCAUUCGAAACAUUAAUUGAAAGAAAGAACAUUCCCAAGAAUGAGAAACUUUACUAUCUCAGGAAGUAUCUCGGUGGAUCUGCAAAAAGAGCAGUAGAAGGAUUCCUCCUAGUAGGAACAGAUGAAGCAUACGACUCAGCUUGGAAAGUGCUGGAAAAGCGUUUUGGAGAUCUGUUCACCAUAGGAAAAUGCUUCAGAGACAAGCUUCAAGGUUGGCCAAAAAUAAGCUACAAAGAUGGAAGUGAGUUAAGGGAAUUUGCUGACUUUCUUGGAAGUUGUGAAGCUGCGAUACCACACAUAAAGGUACUAGAAGUUCUCAAUGAUUGUAUGGAAAUUCAGAGACUCUUGUUGAAACUUCCAGAUUGGUUGACUACAAGAUGGAACCGCACAGCCAUGAAAAUAAGACGAACAAAUAAUGGAGAGUAUCCAUCUUUCCGCACAUUUGUAGAGUUUGUGACUAUGGAAGCUGACUUAGCGUGCGAUCCCAUAGCCUCAAUGCAAGCACUCAAAGGUUUGGACACAAGUAAACCCAAACAUUCACGCAGUCAAGUCAUUCAAGCAAAAACGCUUACUACAAACUCAAGUCACUCAACAAGCUCAGGUCACACAAAUACUGUAACCUGUCUCUUCUGCAAAAGGAAUGGCCACACCCUUGAUAAAUGUUUCAAGUUCAUGGAAAAAAUGGUUCAAGAUCGUAUCAAGUUUGCACAGACAGAAAAGCUGUGUUUUGGAUGUUUAAAGACUGGACAUCAUUCAAAGAAGUGCGAUAAAAGGAGCACAUGUGAGAAAUGUCAAAGGAGACAUCCUACAUGUCUGCAUGACAACAAGUUCAUGGAACGUAAAAAGGCAACACCUGCAAACAGUGAGGAUAACUCUCAAGACAAAGUAGACACUAAAGUCACAAAGGAUGAAGACAAAUCUACCGCAAUCUCUAACAGGGUAAUUCAAGACACCUCAAGCACGUUGACAUCCUCUAUACUACCUGUCUGGGUCUCAUCCACAAACCACCCAGAGAAAGAAGUUCUAGUGUAUGCGCUUCUUGACUCACAAAGCGAUACAUCUUUCAUCUUGGAUGAAGUAGCUCAAGAUCUCAACACAGAUAAAAGCAAAGCCAGUCUGCGGCUAUCUACUAUGUCCGCCAAGUCAACAGUUAUACCAUGUGAGAAGCUGGUAAACCUUCAAGUCAGAGGAUAUAAGUGGAAAAAGAAAAGCAUAUUACCACCAGUCUUUACUAGAGAGUUUAUCCCAGUUAACAGGUCACAUAUCCUGACGUCUGAAACCGCUUUGAAGUGGCCUCAUCUGGAAAAGCUAGCAGAUAAGUUACCACCAAUGCUCGAAUGUGAAGUUGGUCUGCUUAUCGGCUAUAACUGUCAACAAGCCCUUCUACCAAGAGAAGUUCUUGCAGGCAAAGAAAACCAACCCAUGCACAGCUAA